Molecule: messenger RNA, 761 nt
Organism: Populus trichocarpa (black cottonwood)
Lineage: Eukaryota; Viridiplantae; Streptophyta; Magnoliopsida; Malpighiales; Salicaceae
Product: protein RADIALIS-like 2
Exons: 2
Coding region: 132-398 (88 amino acids)
Molecular function (GO): DNA-binding transcription factor activity
Source: RefSeq, a predicted model, not a curated record
CUCUAUUGCACAUAUCAUCCUCUUGACUUGCAAUCUCUUCUCUUUUAAACUCCCUUUAAUCACCCUUUUCAUCAUCUUUUGCCCUUGCAGCCAGCCUCUCCAUAACCUUCACCAAAACAUCAUUCAAACAAAUGGCAUCAAGCUCCGUGUCCUCUCGCGGUUCGGGCUCGUGGACUGCUCAGCAGAACAAAGCCUUUGAAAGGGCUUUGGCUGUUUAUGACAGGGACACACCCGACCGUUGGCAUAAUGUAGCCAGGGCAGUUGGUGGAAAAACUGCUGAAGAAGUGAAAAGGCAUUACGAAAUCCUCGUGGAGGAUGUCAAGCAUAUUGAGUCAGGCCGAGUUCCCUUCCCUAAUUACAGGACUACCGGGGCAAAUGGCCACUCAAAGACUGGAUGAAAAACAUGAAGCUCCAGUGAGCUAUAGCUCUACGAACUUCAUGUUUCCGCAGCAAUAUAGAUUCACUGCUUUCUGCUCCUCCUAUUACUAUGCUCCACUCAUGAGCUAGCUCUAGCUGUCACAGGUUAAAUAAUUUCAAAAGAGCACUGAUUUUGAUUGAAGAAUCAAAACCAGUGAUUCUACCCUUUAUUUUAUUAUUCUAGUUGUCAUCUAUUUUAAAUUAUUAUCGUGCUGCUAAUAUAAGCACUUAAUAAAUGUAUCAAGGAAGAAGGUAUCUUGAAUCUUUUGAUGAUUCUAAUCCCUUCCUCAUCAUGUUCCUAAGUUUCUAAGCAAUGAAAUAUAUUAUUAUUUUAUGUUUUUUAA